Molecule: messenger RNA, 2340 nt
Organism: Cynara cardunculus var. scolymus (artichoke)
Lineage: Eukaryota; Viridiplantae; Streptophyta; Magnoliopsida; Asterales; Asteraceae
Product: probable 1-deoxy-D-xylulose-5-phosphate synthase 2, chloroplastic
Exons: 10
Coding region: 6-2153 (715 amino acids)
Biological process (GO): terpenoid biosynthetic process
Molecular function (GO): 1-deoxy-D-xylulose-5-phosphate synthase activity
Source: RefSeq, a predicted model, not a curated record
CAGCCAUGGCUGUUCCAGGGUCUAUCAUGAAACUGCAACUCUCUCCAUCUUCAUGCCUCACAGCUCCAAGACACUGCCAUUUUUCAAGAAAAAAGUUCCAGUUAAAAGCUUCUGCAAGUGGUCCAGAUGCCGAAGAAGGGCAGAUGGCGAUCAAGAAAGAGAAAAACCGGUGGAAGAUUGAUUUUUCCGGCGAAAAACCAGGGACACCGUUGCUGGAUACCAUCAAUUAUCCGGUUCACAUGAAGAACCUUUCGAAACAGGAUCUUGAACAGCUAGCAGCAGAGCUAAGAGUGGAUAUAGUAUACACAGUAGCAAAAACAGGUGGGCAUUUAAGUGCAAGUUUAGGAGUGGUUGAGUUGGCUGUGGCUUUACACCAUGUUUUCAACACCCCAGACGACAGAAUCAUAUGGGAUGUUGGCCACCAGGCAUACCCACAUAAGAUUCUUACUGGAAGAAGGUCUAAGAUGAACACCAUAAGGAAAACUUCUGGUCUUGCGGGCUUUCCUAAAAGAGAUGAGAGUGUUUAUGAUGCUUUUGGUGCAGGCCAUAGUUCUACCAGCAUCUCCGCUGGCCUUGGUAUGGCUGUUGGAAGAGAUCUAUUAGGGAAGAACAACAAUGUGAUAUCUGUGAUUGGAGAUGGAGCAAUGACUGCUGGACAAGCAUAUGAGGCCAUGAAUAAUGCCGGGUUUCUUGAUUCGAAUCUCAUUGUCGUGUUGAAUGAUAACAAACAGGUUUCUCUACCCACGGCUACUCUCGAUGGACCAGCAACUCCCGUUGGAGCUCUGAGUAGCAGUUUAGCAAAGCUGCAAGCAAGUCCCAAAUUCCGUAAGCUUCGUGAAGCUGCCAAGAGUUUUACAAAGCAAAUUGGGCCUCAAGCACAUGAAGUUGCAGCAAAAGUGGACGAGUAUGCGAGGGGUAUGAUUAGCGCCAGUGGAUCGACUUUGUUUGAGGAGCUUGGUCUAUACUACAUCGGUCCGGUGGAUGGACACAACAUCGAAGAUUUAGUCACCAUUUUUGAGAAAGUGAAAUCGAUGCCAGCACCAGGCCCUGUUCUGAUUCAUAUUGUAACAGAGAAAGGGAAAGGUUACCCUCCUGCUGAAGCGGCUGCCGACAGAAUGCACGGGGUUGUGAAGUUUGACGUUGAAACGGGAAAACAGUUCAAGACAAAAUCUCCGACACUUUCGUAUACUCAAUACUUUGCAGAAGCCCUUAUAAAAGAAGCGGAAGUGGACAACAAGGUUGUCGCCAUACACGCAGCCAUGGGAGGGGGGACUGGCCUCAAUUACUUCCAGAAAAAGUUCCCAGAUCGCUGUUUUGAUGUGGGUAUCGCCGAACAACAUGCCGUCACUUUUGCAGCAGGUUUAGCAGUCGAAGGUCUGAAGCCAUUCUGUGCUAUCUAUUCCUCGUUUUUACAGCGAGGCUAUGAUCAAGUGGUGCAUGAUGUUGAUCUUCAGAAACUACCCGUUCGGUUUGCAAUGGAUCGAGCUGGUUUGGUUGGGGCGGAUGGACCGACACACUGUGGAGCUUUUGACAUCGCGUACAUGGCAUGCUUGCCAAACAUGGUGGUGAUGGCGCCAUCUGAUGAAGCCGAGCUCAUACACAUGGUUGCUACUGCUGCCGCCAUUGAUGACAGGCCUAGCUGCUUCAGAUUCCCAAGAGGCAAUGGAGUUGGAGUUCUUCUUCCUCCUAACAACAAAGGAGUUCCCAUGGAGAUUGGUAAGGGAAGAAUACUCCUGGAAGGAAGUAGAGUAGCGAUUUUGGGAUAUGGUUCGAUAAUUCAAGAAUGUCUAGGUGCUGCGGGCUUGCUUCAAGCUCAUAACAUAUCCGCCACAGUAGCGGAUGCCAGAUUUUGCAAGCCAUUGGAUGCCGAAUUAAUCAAAAGAUUGGCGAACGAGCAUGAAGUCUUGCUUACGGUAGAGGAAGGUUCGAUUGGUGGAUUUGGAUCGCAUGUUGCUCAUUUUCUGAGCUUGAAUGGUAUUCUAGACGGAAAACUCAAGCUAAGAGCGAUGACUCUUCCGGAUAGAUACAUCGAUCAUGGAGCACCACAAGACCAGCUUGAAGAAGCUGGUCUUUCUUCAAGACAUAUUUGUUCAACACUUUUAUCGCUCUUAGGGAAACCGAAAGAAGCACUUCAGUACAAAUCAAUUAUAUAGGAGGCAAGUUGGUCUUUCUUUAAGACAUAUAUGUUCAACACUUUUAUCGCUCUUAAAGAAACCGAAAGAAGCACUUCAGUACAAGUCAGUUAUAUAGUUAUAGGAGAAGAGCAAAACAUGAUCCUUCCCUUUUGAUAGUUAACAAAUGUGGUGUGGUUGCUUGAAGUUGAAUCAGACAAGGACGACU